Molecule: messenger RNA, 3049 nt
Organism: Myodes glareolus (Bank vole)
Lineage: Eukaryota; Metazoa; Chordata; Mammalia; Rodentia; Cricetidae
Source: RefSeq, a predicted model, not a curated record
GAGAGGCCGGCGGCUUCUGGUGGCGUUGUGUCCGGUGCCAUUGACUCCUCCAACUCGCGGAUACCCGCGGGGUCAGCCCAAAUGAAAACGUAUUUUGUCUGUUUUCCUCCACGCGGUUCCUCGGAAGGAGGCCGGCAGUCCCUCCGAGCCAGCGGCUGCCCCUCGCUAAUGAACUCCGCUGCCCUAAGCGAGGCUAUCCAGGGUUUGCAUCUCCGAUAAUGACCUCCCAGCCAGCAGUCAGUGUUGUCCGGACACCUGAGGGAGGCGGUGUGGUGUAAAGAACUUGGACUCCGGCUGCACAUAGAUUGAGGUACCUUUGGAGGCCAGAGAUUUUGGAUUUCCUGGAACUGGAGUUGCCUGAUAUGGGUGCUGGGAACCAAACCCAUGUCCCCUGUAAAAAAGAGGUCCUCUCACCUCAACCUGGCCCAGUAUGUAGAAGGGAAUCUCUGCAGAGGCCAGAGGGACCCUUGGAGACCCAGUGGGCAGGCCAGCCAGGGUGGGCACGGAGCCUCCCAGGCCAGGGCAGUGGGCAUGGGUGGGGGCUGCAGCUGAAGACUACCCCCGCCCACUGCAAAUUCCAAGGGAUUCCCACACUGCAGCUACCAUGGCCACCAAUAAGGAGCGACUCUUUGCAACUGGUGCCCUGGGACCUGGAUCUGGGUACCCAGGAGCAGGCUUCCCCUUCGCCUUCCCAGGGGCACUCAGAGGGUCGCCACCAUUUGAAAUGCUGAGCCCCAGCUUCCGGGGCCUGGGCCAGCCUGACCUCCCCAAGGAAAUGGCCUCUCUGUCGGUGGAGACACAGAGCACUAGCUCCGAGGAAAUGGUGCCCAGCUCUCCCUCACCCCCACCACCUCCUCGGGUCUAUAAGCCAUGCUUUGUGUGCAAUGACAAGUCUUCCGGCUACCAUUAUGGGGUCAGCUCAUGUGAAGGCUGCAAGGGCUUCUUCAGGCGCAGCAUCCAGAAAAACAUGGUGUAUACAUGUCACCGUGACAAAAAUUGUAUCAUCAACAAGGUAACCAGGAAUCGCUGCCAGUACUGCCGGCUACAAAAGUGUUUCGAAGUGGGCAUGUCCAAGGAAGCUGUAAGGAAUGACCGGAACAAGAAGAAAAAAGAGAUAAAGGAAGAGGGUUCACCUGACAGCUACGAACUGAGCCCACAGUUAGAGGAGCUCAUCACCAAGGUCAGCAAAGCCCACCAGGAGACUUUCCCCUCGCUCUGCCAGCUGGGCAAGUACACCACGAACUCCAGUGCAGAUCACCGGGUACAGCUGGACCUGGGGCUGUGGGACAAGUUCAGUGAGCUGGCCACCAAAUGCAUCAUCAAGAUUGUGGAGUUUGCUAAGCGCUUGCCAGGUUUCACAGGACUCAGCAUUGCUGACCAGAUCACUCUGCUCAAGGCUGCCUGCCUGGAUAUCCUAAUGCUGCGAAUCUGUACAAGGUAUACCCCAGAGCAAGACACCAUGACAUUCUCGGAUGGACUGACCCUGAACCGUACCCAGAUGCACAAUGCUGGCUUUGGGCCCCUUACAGACCUCGUCUUUGCCUUCGCUGGGCAGCUGCUGCCCCUGGAGAUGGAUGACACAGAGACUGGGCUGCUCAGUGCCAUCUGCCUCAUCUGUGGAGACCGCAUGGACCUGGAGGAACCCGAGAAGGUGGACAAGCUGCAGGAGCCCUUGCUGGAAGCCCUGAGGCUUUACGCCCGGCGACGGAGACCCAGCCAACCCUACAUGUUUCCAAGGAUGCUUAUGAAAAUCACUGACCUCCGGGGCAUCAGCACCAAGGGAGCAGAAAGGGCCAUUACCCUGAAGAUGGAGAUUCCAGGCCCAAUGCCCCCCCUGAUCCGAGAGAUGCUGGAGAACCCUGAAAUGUUUGAGGACGACUCCUCGAAGCCUGGCCCCCACCCCAAGGCUUCCAGUGAGGAUGAAGCUCCAGGGGUCCAAGACAAAGGGGGCCAAAGUCCCCAACCUGACCAGGGCCCCUGACCUACCCCACUGUGGGGCUGGGCUCCAGGCAGCAGACUGACCAUUCCCCAGGCACCAGUGACUGGGGGAGGACCUGCCCUGCCCACUCCCCACCUUUCCAAUGAGCUCAUUGUUUUGCCAAAGUUUCUAGGGGUGCCUGUGUUCAUCCCUGUCCUGUUCUAACUGGCUCACUCUACAGUCCUGGAGGACUGCCCUGCACCUACCAGAAGAACGGAGAAGGGGUGAGCCUGAGUCUCAACUCUAUAUCUCAGCACUGCCCAUCAGAUUCAGGCCACAGGCUCCCGGGGCAGGAGGAAGCCCCGCCUUCCCACAGCUUCUUCCUCUGCCAGGUGCUUGGGCCUCUGGGAACAAACAGGAACACUAGAGACCAAAAUGGGGAGGUCCUCAAGGAGGGCUGAGCCCACCCUGGUGCCCUACCCUGGGUGCCCAAUGCUGUGUGAUGAACCUGCCAUGCACACUGCCCCAUGCCCCAUCCUCCUGCCAGGUGUAGGGGCAGGCUGGACCCUGCAUUUCUGGGGUGGGGCCUGAGGGUGAAGGGAGAAGCAUAAGCCCUUUCUGUACCUCUCUGCUGAGGUGCAGCUCUCAUCCUGGGCCCUCUAUUUUACAAACCCCUCCCUUAGCCCUGUCUUGUGCCUUGGCCUCCUGCCCCCAUCUCAGCCGUCAGACAGGGACCCUCCUACACUACAGAGGGGACAGGGAUCCCUCUCCUAGUGCCUUCUACCCUUGACCCCCAGAGCAGCUUGGCCCGGGGAGGGGAGAUGCUGCUUAGCUGAUCCCACCCUGACCCAGAGGAAGCCUCUAUUUAUUUAUUAGCUUUUGUUUACACCCUGGAAUGACCCUUUCCUCCAGGGGUCUUGUGUGGGGGAGCCCAGGGCCUCUGUGACCCCUUCCUUCUUCCCCCAACCCCCCAUUUGUAUUUAGCUGCCAAAUAAGAUUCCUGCAGGCUCCCCCUUUUCUCUGGGGGGUCAGGGUGCUGCCCCCUCCCCUCUGUUUACAUCUCCCCCCCACCCCGCUGUAUCGCAUAUUGCUGAGUUUUCUAUUUUUGCAAAAUAAAGUGAUGGAAACUCA